UAACCUACAUCCAUUCUCAAGUUUGUUUUAAGAAGACGACCUAAGGAGGACAACUACUACUCUAUUAUCAAUAGCUCACUGAAAAAGGGUGUCAGGAUCUGAAAACCAGCCCAGAGAAAGAAACAGACUAUAAGAGAACCAGGCUAGGACGUGGACAGCACACUUCUCGUUGACCAAGGGAGCAUACGUAUUUUCUGACGUCAGAAUUUGUCAUCAUCUUUCUGGUUACCGUGCGAGGUGCUUCUUCUGAUUGGCUAUUAUGCACCGCUUAAGGACUACGGUCGCAAGGCUACGGCCAACCCCUGCCUGCCAGAGUGCCCAGAGCCUAUCACACGUCAAGCCCGUGGCAGUGGGAGGUGCCCUGAGGACUUUUCAGCCAAUGAGGCACCUGAAUGCGCCGGUGGCUGCUGAGCCGUUUCUAAACGGGACAAGUUCUAACUAUGUCGAGGAGAUGUACUUUUCUUGGUUAGAGAACCCCAGGAGUGUACACAAGUCCUGGGAUAUCUUCUUCCGCAACGCCAAUGCUGGGGCUCCGCCGGGCGCAGCCUAUCAGAGCCCCCCUCCUCUGGGGGGUCUUGCUCAGGGAUUGGCUCAUGCCAAGGCUCUUGUUGGGGCGCAACCUAACGUGGAGAAACUUGUGGAGGACCACUUGGCUGUGCAGUCACUCAUACGAGCAUACCAGAUCCGGGGUCACCACGUGGCUCAGCUGGACCCUCUGGGCAUCAUGGCCGCCGACCUGGAGCCCACCCCCUCUGACAUCAUCACCUCCAACGAUAAGCUGGGCUUCUACGGCCUGGACGAGUCCGACCUGGACCAGGUGUUUCGGCUCCCCACCACCACGUUCAUCGGGGGCAGCGAGAGUGCUCUGCCUCUCCGAGAGAUCAUUCGGCGCCUUGAGAUGGCAUACUGCCAGCACAUCGGGGUGGAGUUCAUGUUCAUUAACAACUUGGACCAGUGCCAGUGGAUCAGACAGAAGUUUGAGAGGCCCGGAGUCAUGCGUUUCACCCUGGAGGAGAAGAGGACUCUGCUGGCUCGGAUGGUUCGCUCCACCAGGUUCGAGGAAUUCCUCCAGAGGAAGUGGUCAUCGGAGAAGCGCUUUGGCCUGGAGGGCUGCGAGUCGCUCAUCCCCGCACUGAAGACCAUCAUCGACAAGUCGAGCGCAAGCGGGGUGGAGAGCGUCAUCAUGGGCAUGCCCCACAGGGGGAGGUUGAACGUGUUGGCUAACGUGAUCCGCAAGGAGCUGGAGCAGAUCUUUUGUCAGUUCGACUCCAAGCUGGAGGCAGCCGACGAGGGCUCCGGAGACGUCAAGUACCAUCUGGGGACGUUCCACCACCGGCUCAACAGGGUCACGGACAGGAACAUCACGCUGUCGCUCAUGGCUAACCCCUCCCACCUGGAGGCGGUGGACCCAGUCGUGCAGGGCAAGACCAAGGCAGAGCAGUUCUACUGUGGAGACACAGAGGGGAAGAGGGUGAUGGCUCUCCUUCUCCAUGGCGAUGCAGCAUUUGCGGGUCAGGGUAUCGUCUACGAGACGUUCCACCUGUCCGACCUGCCCUCCUACACCACGCAUGGCACAAUACAUGUUGUGGUUAACAACCAGAUCGGGUUCACGACAGACCCCCGCAUGGCACGCUCGUCUCCGUAUCCGACAGACGUGGCCCGGGUGGUCAACGCCCCCAUCUUCCACGUGAACGCCGACGACCCCGAGGCCGUCAUGUACGUGUGCAACGUGGCGGCCGAGUGGAGGAACACCUUUCACAAAGACGUGGUGGUCGACCUGGUGUGUUACAGGCGCAACGGCCACAACGAGAUGGACGAGCCCAUGUUCACCCAGCCGCUCAUGUACAAGCAGAUCAAGAAGCAGAAGGGCGUGCUGCAGAAGUACGCCGAGAAGCUCAUCUCUGAGGGCGCCGUCACCAGGCAGGAGUACGAGGAGGAGAUUGCAAAGUACAACAAGAUCUGCGAGGAGGCGUACGCUCGCUCCAAAGACGAAAAGAUUCUCCACAUCAAGCACUGGCUGGACUCUCCCUGGCCAGGUUUCUUCACGUUGGACGGUCAGCCUAAGAGCAUGAACAGCCCGUCCACAGGGCUCACUGAAGAGGAGCUCGACCACAUCGGAAACAUCGCUUCCUCCGUGCCGAUGGAGGACUUCACUAUACACGGAGGACUGAGUCGUAUCCUCAAGGGCCGUGCGACGAUGGUCAGCCAGCGUGUGUGUGACUGGGCGCUGGGGGAGUACAUGGCCUUUGGAUCACUGCUCAAAGAAGGGACACACGUCCGCCUCAGUGGCCAAGACGUGGAGAGAGGCACUUUCAGCCACCGGCACCACGUUCUCCACGAUCAGAACGUCGACAAGAGGAUCUGCAUCCCGAUGAACCACAUCUCCGACAACCAGGCCCCCUACACGGUCUGCAACAGCUCUCUGUCAGAAUACGGAGUACUGGGUUUCGAGCUGGGCUUUGCGAUGGCCAGUCCCAAUGCACUGGUUCUGUGGGAAGCUCAGUUUGGGGACUUCCACAACACAGCCCAGUGCAUCAUUGACCAGUUCAUAAGCCCGGGCCAGGCCAAGUGGGUCAGGCAGAAUGGUAUAGUCCUACUGCUCCCCCACGGGAUGGAGGGAAUGGGUCCAGAACACUCGUCAGCCCGUCCAGAGAGGUUCCUGCAGAUGUGCAACGAUGACCCAGAUGUCUUCCCUAAACUGUCUGAGGAGGACUUUGCCGUGCGUCAGUUGUAUGACUGUAACUGGAUUGUGGUUAACUGCUCCAAUCCGGCCAACUACUUCCAUGUGCUACGCAGACAGAUCCUGAGCCCCUUCAGGAAGCCUCUGAUCGUCUUCACCCCCAAGUCGCUGCUCCGCCACCCGGAGGCCAAGUCCAGCUUUGACGAGAUGCUGCCAGGUACACACUUUCAGCGAAUGAUCCCAGACUUGGCGUGGGCAUCUGCCAGCCCCCCGAGGGGGGUGAAGAGGGUGGUUUUCUGUACCGGCAAGGUGUACUACGAACUGACCCCGCGAGCGCAAAGAACAGGGGCAUGGAGGCCACAGUCGCCAUCACUCGCGUUGAGCAGCUGUCCACCAUUCCCAUUUGACCUGGUCAAAGCCGAAACGGACCGCUAUCCCAACGCCGACCUGGUCUGGUGUCAAGAGGAGCACAAGAACCAGGGUUACUACGAUUAUGUCAAAGCCCCCGCAUCCGAACAACCAUCAACCGCGCCCUGUCCCGUUUGGUACGCUGGCCGCGACCCUGCGGCCGCUCCAGCCACUGGAAACAAACAGGCCCACCUCCUGGAACUGCAGCGCUUCCUGGACACAGCGUUCAACCCUGGGAGCAUUCGCUGGAAAGGAGUGACAGCCAGCAUAACCACUAGCACACCGUCUUGUCCCCCCAUGACCCGCCCCCCCCCCCCCCCCCCCCCCCCGGCAACCAGGGGGACCUCACAGGACUGCCCCCCACCCCCCACCCCGUGCAAUCCACAGCUCGUCAUCCUACAAUGGCGCACCACACUGGCUGGUUGCCAGUACUCUGGAACUUUGGUUUGGUUCUACCAUGGAGGGCACACACGUCCACAGGAAGGUGGACAGAACAGCCAUCGGCAUGAAGUGGAUCGUAGUCUAUCCGCCCAUCCUCCUCUUCUCCUGCUCUCCACCUUCGUCGACAUCCGUCCGUUCUGCCGCCCUGCCAUCCUCCUUGCUUUGGUUUGCUCCAUCACCCACUCACUUACCUUGCACCCCCCCUCCCCCGUUCCCCCACCCGUGCCAAACAUAAACAAGCCGUCGGGAAGUUACUUGAAAUAUAUCCUAAGACUUAUUGAUAUCUCAUCCGCUUCAGUGGUAACUUAUAGAAAGCGGAUAUGAAAUGAUGGUACGCUGCAGGAUGAGGUGAAAACAUUUAUUUAUUUUUGUAUCAUUGUAUGUCAUUUAUACUCUUUGCUCAUGAAUAAAGACAAGCGUUCCUGUG
Messenger RNA from Hypomesus transpacificus, 3956 nucleotides. RefSeq names its product oxoglutarate dehydrogenase b (gene ogdhb). NCBI's taxonomy places the organism in Eukaryota, Metazoa, Chordata, Actinopteri, Osmeriformes, Osmeridae. Gene Ontology annotation, molecular function: oxoglutarate dehydrogenase (succinyl-transferring) activity; thiamine pyrophosphate binding. Gene Ontology annotation, biological process: tricarboxylic acid cycle. Gene Ontology annotation, cellular component: mitochondrion; oxoglutarate dehydrogenase complex. The record is from RefSeq and is a predicted model, not a curated record.